Messenger RNA from Camarhynchus parvulus, 1585 nucleotides. RefSeq names its product interferon regulatory factor 5 (gene IRF5). Gene Ontology annotation, molecular function: DNA-binding transcription factor activity, RNA polymerase II-specific; protein binding; RNA polymerase II cis-regulatory region sequence-specific DNA binding. Lineage: Eukaryota; Metazoa; Chordata; Aves; Passeriformes; Thraupidae. Bases 1 to 1467 code for a protein of 488 amino acids. Gene Ontology annotation, cellular component: nucleus. The record is from RefSeq and is a predicted model, not a curated record. The transcript has 8 exons. Gene Ontology annotation, biological process: regulation of transcription by RNA polymerase II; immune system process.
AUGGAGCCGCCGCGGCGGGUGCGCCUCAAGCCCUGGCUGGUGGCCCAGGUGAGCAGCCGGCGCUUCCCGGGGCUGCGCUGGCUCGACCCCGAGCGCCGCCGCUUCGUCAUCCCCUGGGGACACGCCACCAGGAACCCCCCGGGGCCGCAGGACCACGACACCAUCUUCAAGGCGUGGGCGCAGGAGACGGGCCGGUUCCGGGCCGGGGACCCGCCGGACCCCCCCCGCUGGAAGGCCACGCUGCGCUGCGCCCUCAACAAGAGCCGCGAGUUCCGGCUGCUGCUGGACGGGCCCCGCGGCUCCCCGGCCCAGCCCUUCCGCAUCUACGAGCUCUGCGAGGAGCCUCCCGGGGGCGCAGACGGGGGAGACGAGGAUGACUAUGGCUGCAGUGGGGAGGAAGAUGUCAGCCAGCUCCACAAGAUGACAUCCCUGAGCAUCGAUGACACGCAGCACGGGGGGGACCUGCUGCCCCCCUACCCCUGGCCCAAGGAGGAGGCCCCCCCCUUUGCCAGCCACUGCCCGCCGGGGGGGCCCUUUGGGGCUCCCCCCCCGGCACUGCUCCAGGGGGAGGCGGGGGGCACCCACGGAGCCCCUGAGCUGCUCCCCGGUACCCUCGCUGAGAUGGGGCCCCCCCUGUGCCCCCCGGGACCCUCGUCCAGCUGCCCGGUGGCACCGACAGAGCACCUGAUCCCCGACCUGCUCGUCAGCCCCCACAUGCUGCCGCUGACUGACCUGGAGCUGAAGUUCCAGUACCGGGGCCGCCAGGUGUGCGCCCUGACCGUCAGCAACCCGCACGGCUGCCGGCUGUUCCACAGCAGCCUGGAGCCCACGCGGGAGCAGGAGGAGCUCUUUGGGCCCCUGACGCUGGAGCAGGUGCCCUUCCCUGCUCCCGACACCAUUCCCAACGAGAAGCAGCGCUUCUACACCCACCAGCUGCUGGACGUGCUGGACCGAGGGCUCAUCCUGGAGCUCCAGGGCCAGGACCUCUUCGCCCUGCGGCUCUGCCAGUGCAAGGUCUUCUGGACUGGGCCCUGUGCCGUGCCCCAGCCCGGCCCCAACCCCAUCCAGAGGGAAACAAGGACCAAGCUCUUCAGCCUCGAGGGCUUCCUCAACGGCCUCAUCCAGUUCCAGAAGGGGCAGACCCCCACGCCGCCCCCCUUCGAGAUCUUCCUCUGCUUCGGUGAGGAGUGGCCGGACCAGAAGCCCAAGGAGAAGAAGCUGAUCACGGUGCAGGUGGUGCCAGUGGCGGCGCGGCUGCUGCUGGAGAUGUUCUCCGGGGAGCUGUCCUGGUCGGCCGACAGCAUCCCGCUGCAGAUCUCGCACCCCGACCUCAAGGACAGGAUGGUGGAGCAGUUCAAGGAGCUGCACCAGCUCUGGCAGAGCCACCAGCGGCUGCCGCCGGCGCAGCCCCCGCCCGGCCCCUCCGCGGGGCCCUGGGCGCUGCCACCCGGCCCCCUGCCCCACUGACAGGGACACGGGGACAGUGGCACUGCCGGCCGGGGUGAGUCACUGCGUGGCCAGCACCGUCCUCACCCCUGUCCCUACCCCUGUCCCCAUGCCUGUCCCCCCAGAGCUGGCAGGGACC